AUGGCAACAAAUAUAACUCUUGAUUCAAGUCGGGAUCUUCGACAUACACGAUUAGUUCUUCUAUCUACACUUUUUCUAAUUGGAUUAACCGGUUGUUCGAUUGUUAUUUAUUGGUUAAUACGCUAUGCAAGAUGGAAUAUGAGAUCUUCUCGUAUAUGUUCACUUAUUCUUAAUCUAGUCAUUGCUAAUCUAUCUGUAUAUAUUUUUGCAACUGGCAUUCAAAUUUUUUGGGAAUUUCAAAUAAAUCGACAAUGGCCAUUUAAUGAUUUUCUAUGUCGUACAGUAAAAUUUUUUCAAAGUUUUUCCAUUCUUUCAGCAACUUAUAUUGUUGUUAUAAUGGCUAUUGAUCGUUGUAUUGCAAUUGUUACGCCAUUAAAAGCUGGUAAAAUUCGUGUACUCUAUUUAUGUGGAGGUGCAUGGUUUUUAGCUGCUCUUUUAUCAACACCAAAUAUAUUUAUAUUUCAUUUACGUAUUGAUGGUUCUGCUCGUUAUUGUACAGCUGUAUUUAACCAACAAACGACUCGUACAGGUCGUCGUAUUUAUUUAACAUUCAUAUCACUUGUUGUUUAUUUUAUACCAUUUCUUGUUCUUGUUCUUUGUUAUACAUUUAUUUUUAUUAAAUUAUUAUGGCGUGAACGUGAUCAACAAAGCAGUUUUCUUGCACAAUCAUCGUUAUGCUGUUCAUGUUUAUUUGAUAUCAAAAUGGGUAAUGCAACAAAAAUUAUAUUAGACGAAACGCGUACAAGAUCAGCAUCGAAUCGUUCAUCAUUUACUGAAUUUGAUGCAAGACGAAAACGUGCAAAUACUUAUGCAAAAGCUCGAACAAAAACAUUUCGCAUGAUUAUCGUUCUUGUCUUGUUCAUGAUUAUAUUCGGUGCACCAUAUUAUUGUUUGGAAUUAUAUGUUGCUUAUAGUGGUCGGAAACCAACUGAUUUAGUUCUAGCUUUAGCUGGUGGAGCAGCUGUUGCUCCGUCAUCAUUAGAUCCAUGGAUAUUUCUCUUAUUUUGGGCUAAUUGGAAUCAACCAACUAAUGCUGGUAGUAGUCGACGUUUAGGUCAUAUUAGUCUACAACAAAAACAGCAACAACAACAAUGUAUUCAAGUACGACGAACUAUUCGAGCGAAUACAAGUGGUACAUCAUCAUCAACUGAUCCACGUCAACAUCAACAUGUUCUUCUUGUUGGUCAAUCACCUGUACUACCUUAUACUAUCAGAUGGAACACAAAUAAUAACAGACAGAAAACAUUAUAA
This is a messenger RNA of Adineta steineri, 1251 nucleotides long. The record is from the annotation of a GenBank genome assembly. Lineage: Eukaryota; Metazoa; Rotifera; Eurotatoria; Adinetida; Adinetidae.